UGACUAUAAAAAGAUGCCUAGGCUUGAAAAAAAUAUUGAUUCCAUAUGCCAACAAAAAAAGGGAAGUGGCAAUGCUCUGAAGAAAGAGGCGUCAAAAUAAAAGAGAGACGCCGUGAAAUAUAGAGAGAGAUGUUGGCAAACAUAAGAGAAUUAAACUUAAUGCAACAACGAAUGGUAUACCUUCAUUUUACAACACAUAAUCCUAUUUGUAAUUCCACGGAUGUACCAACUGCCUGUCAAUUUAGCAAAGAGCGGAUCGAGAAUGCAGUUGGUGUAAGAGGAGCCUCACCUUAUCUCUUGGAAACAAUUGAUGCUUCCGUUAUUUCUGAUAAUGGCAGAGAUAUAAGUAGUAGCUCCUGCAUUUUUGAAGUUGGGUCCACCUCAGGAACGUGCACCGAACAAUACACCAUUACGUCACAUACAACAACAAAGAAAGGUUUGUUUUCAGCUACCCUUCAAAUCAUUUCAAUUAUUUUUUUCCCUUGAACUGAUAUAUUUUCCUUCGCUAAAAUUUGAGAUACACAGGUCGUAAAAAUAGAAUAUUGGGUUGUUGCAACACUAAUGAAUUUCCUACUAGCUCUUUUAGACUCAAACCCGUAUCAAACUGUAAAUUUUGUAGAGCCAAAAGAUUUGAAUAUGAACCGUCGGGGUUUUGUUGUGACAAUGGUUCAGUGAAAUUGGUUCACUAUGGAAUGCCUGCUGAAUUGCUAAAUCUUUAAUUAGGAAACUCUGAGGAAUGUCAACAUUUUCGCACUUAUGUUAGAAUGUAUAAUAAUAUGUUCGCAUUUACUUCUCUUGGAGUGAAAUAUGAUAGAGAUUUAGCGAGAAGAAAUCGCGGUAUUUAUACAUUUAGAGUACAAGGAAAAAUGUAUCAUUUUAU
Messenger RNA from Nicotiana tabacum (common tobacco), 880 nucleotides. Lineage: Eukaryota; Viridiplantae; Streptophyta; Magnoliopsida; Solanales; Solanaceae. The record is from RefSeq and is a predicted model, not a curated record.